This is a messenger RNA of Gaeumannomyces tritici R3-111a-1, 495 nucleotides long. RefSeq lists its product as hypothetical. The transcript is spliced from 2 exons. Lineage: Eukaryota; Fungi; Ascomycota; Sordariomycetes; Magnaporthales; Magnaporthaceae. The record is from RefSeq and is a predicted model, not a curated record. Bases 1 to 495 code for a protein of 164 amino acids.
AUGACGAGCAACGACGACAGCGUCAGCCGCGAGCCCUCGCCCGUCCCCUCGGAGGCCCCCGCUCCCCCCACCCAGUCCCCAGAGGAGGUGAGGGCCGAGGAGGUGCCCGACCAAGAGGGGCAGGCCAGACCCUCUGGUCCCCAAGAGGCAGGGGCUGCCCAAAAAGCCCAAGACAGCGACGACCUGCCAGACUACGAGUCUGAGGAGGAAGAGGCGCCGGCACCCGAGCCCGCGACACCGGCGCCGCCGCCUCCAACUGCCGAGGAGGCCCAGUGGCAGGUCGCGCUGUCCGAGGCCGACGUCUUCCUGGACCUGAUGUCGGACAUCCUCCUCUUCGGCCCGGCCCCGCCGGCGACCGGAGGGGAGGAGGAGAACAACGACGACGAUGACGACGCUUCCGGGGGCAACAGCUCCGGUGCCGAGGAGUCUGCCGCCCACGGCAGCGAGACCGAGGUCGACCCGGAGGCCGACUCCGAGUCGGAGAGGGAGGGCUGA